This is a messenger RNA of Spirodela intermedia, 1419 nucleotides long. The record is from the annotation of a GenBank genome assembly. NCBI's taxonomy places the organism in Eukaryota, Viridiplantae, Streptophyta, Magnoliopsida, Alismatales, Araceae.
AUGACGAUCAUCUCCGCCGCCGUCGUCGGGGCCUGCUCGUGCUUCCUGCUCCUCGCGCUCUCCUCCGCCUGCGUCUCUCGGGCCGCGGCGGCGGCGCCUGGUUGUGAGAGACGGCGGACGGCGGAGGGGACGACGGCGGGCAUGGAGGACGCUGAGAGGGAGACCCUGUUCCUGGUUAUGGAGGCGGUGUCCUCCGAUAGGGACUGGCGAGUCUCCAACCCGGACCCGUGUGCACCAGGUUCUUCAUGGCCUGGCAUUGAAUGCACAGGGGGGGAGGACGGUCGGUUCCAUGUCACGAGGCUCGACUUUGGAACGCCUCUCAACCCGACCUGUAAGAAGGCCGCCACCUUCCCCUCUCGGAUCUUCUCUCUCCCUUAUCUCCAGUCGGCUUUCUUCUUCGACUGCUUCAGGAGCCACAACACCAGUCUCUCCAUCCCGCCGGUGCUCACCACCGCCCUGCAGCAGCUGAGCCUCAAAUCGAACCCGGCCCUCACCGGGUCCAUCCCUCCGCAGAUCUCCUCCCUGAGGUCUCUGCAAGUCCUCACCUUGUCUCAGAACCGCCUCCAGGGGAGCAUACCGGAGAGCAUCUCCAGCUUGACCUCCCUCGUGCACCUUGAUCUCAGCUACAAUUCGCUCUCUGGGCUGAUCCCGAGCGAGCUGAUGAGCGGCCUCAGGAACCUCGCAGGGCUCGACCUCAGCUACAAUUCUCUGUCGGGGCCCAUCCCCGCGUCGAUCGGAAAGAUGGGCUCCCUCCAGAAGCUCGAUCUGAGCUCCAAUUCCUUGACCGGAGCCAUCCCGGACAGCUUGCAGAACCUGGGUGCCCUCUCUUUCGUGGCCCUAAGCAGCAACAAGCUCAAAGGCCCGCUGCCCGCGGGCUUGCCCAAGCUGGGCAACCUCCAGUACUUCAUAAUGGACGACAAUCCCAUGGCCAUCGAGCUUCCCUCCCAGCUGGGCAGGCUGGAGAAGCUUCAGGAGCUGAGGCUGGCCAACUCUGGCUACUGGGGACCCAUCCCGGAGACCUUCUCCCGGCUGGCCAACCUCACCACCCUCUCCCUGCAGAACAACCGCCUCACGGGGUCCAUCCCCCCCGGCCUCGGCGACCUCCGGCGGAUGUACCACCUGAACCUGAGCAGAAACAUGCUGCGUGGCGUCGUCCCCUUCGACGCCGCCUUCCUCCGGCGGCUAGGGAGGAACCUGGACCUGAGCGAGAACGCAGGCCUCUGUGUGAACAGCUCGGUCGACACGGAGAGCACUAAGCUCGGCGUGGGGAUGUGCGGAGGAGACAGCCAUCAGAACACCUCCACCAUGCUGCAGCAGCAGCAGCAGCAGCAGCAGACCACAAGCGGCGCCGGCGGGGGCGCCGGCCCGCCGGUCCUCCUACCGGCCAUGUGGGGGCUCUGCCGGCUACUACUGUUUUAG